Messenger RNA from Cuscuta campestris, 3543 nucleotides. The record is from the annotation of a GenBank genome assembly. Lineage: Eukaryota; Viridiplantae; Streptophyta; Magnoliopsida; Solanales; Convolvulaceae.
AGGAAAACUAUUCUGAUCCAAAAAUGACAAGAAGAAAUCAGAGUCAUUAAAUGCAUGUGUGUAUGUAGCAUUAUUUGUGUUGUCAUAUUGGGUUCAUCACAUAUAUUAUCAUGGCCUUCGGGAGGUGCUUUCCCUUUGUUGCACCUUCUAUUGGAAUUUUCGUUUUAGUUAUUGUAUCUUCUCUAGCAGAGAAAGCCCCAUACAACUCCUUUGCAAAAGAUGCCACAUCAGCAUCUACGUCAGCAGGACAUUACGACUACAUAGUCAUUGGAGGCGGAACUGCUGGAUGUGCGCUGGCGGCGACGCUAUCCGCCUCCGCAAAGGUGCCCCUCCUAGAGAGAGGCGGCAUGCCGUACGGCAACCCAAACAUAACACACCAAAGCGGUUUGGUGUCCAGGUUUUAUGACACGUCAUCGCCUGACUCAGCAGCACAGUUGUUUUUGUCCAAGGAUGGCGUGUGGCUAAGCCGGGCCCGCGUUCUCGGCGGCGGAUCCGCCAUCAACUUGGGGUUCUACUCGAGGGCAAGCGGCGGGGAGGUGGUUGAGGCGGGGUGGGACCCUCAUCUAGUCAACCAGUCGUAUAUGUGGGUGGAGAGGAAGUUGACUUUUCGGCCGAAAACUUUGUUGCAGUGGCAGGCGGCGGUGAAGGAUGGGUUGGUGGAGGCCGGGGUGGUGCCGUACAACGGAGGAACUUAUGAGCACUUGGUGGGGACCAAAAUAGGGAAUUCCAUAUUUGAUGAGAAUGGAUAUAGACACAGUGCUGCGGAUUUGUUAGAGUAUGCCGAUGACACUAAGAUCACUCUCUAUUACCAUGCUCUGGUUCACAAAAUCCUGUUCAAAACCCCUUCACUAGAGAGGAAACCCAGAGCCUAUGGGGUUUUUUUCAAAGACUCAAAAGGGAAUGGUCACACAGCGUUCUUGAAUGGAGGGCCCGACAAUGAGAUCAUUCUCUCCGCCGGUGUGUUUGGAAGCCCGCAACUACUGAUGCUAAGUGGUGUAGGGCCGUCAGAUCAUCUCAAAGCCCAUGGAAAUUACAUUGAAACAGUUAGUGGAUUGUCUUUGGUCCCCGAAGCCAUCAAAGUCCUCAUGCAAGCUGGCGUCAACAUGUCUUUUCCAGAUAUGAAGACGCAGGGUGGGUUUUUAUUUUCAAAAGUGAACAAAACUUUCUCCCAAGGUCAUAUGGAGCUUAGAAACAAGGAUCCAAAUGAGAACCCAAUGGUCACCUUUAACUACUUUCAAGACUCGAGGGACCUCAAGACGUGCGUACGCGGCAUGGAAGUCAUUAGAAAAGUCUUCGAGUCAGAGUCUUUUUCUUCUUUGCGAAAUCCAUCAACUACAUUUGAAUCUCUCUUGGACUUGGUGUCAGCAAUUCCCAUUAACGAGAGGCCAAAACACCGCCUCAAGACGGCGUCAUUGGAGCAGUUUUGCAUGGACAAUGUGAUUACUCUAUUGCUUUUUCACGGUGGGUGUCGAGUGGAUAGCGUAGUCGAUCAUGAUUAUAAAGUGAUCGGCAUUGAUGCUUUGCGAGUAAUUGACGGUUCCACAUUUUCUAGCUCCCCAGGAACUAAUCUUCAAGCAACUGUCAUGAUGUUGGGAAGACGCUUCAAUCUCGAAGGUUUCAUCACCGGUGAGAAAACUUCUGCCGGAAAAGAUGAUGUUGAAUGGCUUCAACUCGACGCUCUCAUUCAAGGAUGGAUUCUUUCAACCGUCAACGAUGAGGUUUCUGAUCUCAUCAUCUCUUCCACUACAUCCGCGGCAGAUUUAUGGAAAGCCAUACAUAACUUGUUUCAUGACAACAAGGCAGCCAGAGCAAUGCAAUUGGAGCACCAAUUCUACAAUACUAUCAAAGGCACGUCCACCAUUCAAACUUACUGUCAAACUCUUCAGAAUAUCGCGGAUUGGUUAGAUGAUGUGGACGCCCCGCUGUGGUUUCCCUUCUUUGCCCCUUCUCUUGGAAUUUUGCUUUUAAUUAUUGUAUCCUCUCUUGCAGAGAAAGCUCCAUACAACUCUUUUGCCAAAGAUGCAACAUUAGCAUCUGCGUCCGCGGGGCACUACGACUACAUAGUCAUCGGAGGCGGAACCGCCGGAUGUGCACUGGCGGCGACGCUAUCAGGCUCCGCAAAAGUACUCCUCCUUGAGAGGGGCGGCAUGCCAUACGACAACCCAAGUGUAACACGCCAAAGCGAUUUCUUGAACAUAUUUUUCGACACAUCACCCGGCUCAGCCGCACAACCAUUUGUAUCAACGGAUGGCGUGCGUUUGACCCGGGCCCGCAUUUUGGGUGGCGGCUCCGCCAUCAAUGUUGGGUUUUACUCAAGGGCAAGCAAGGAGGAGGUUUCCGACGAAGGGUGGGACCCGCAUCUGGUGAACCAAUCGUAUGCGUGGGUGGAGAGGAAGGUGACGUUCCGACCUAAAAGGCUGUUGCGGUGGCAGACAGCCGUGAGGGAUGGGUUACACAUUGCUGCAGAUUUGUUAGAGUAUGCCGACGACUCUAAGAUCACUCUCUAUUUCCAAGCCGUGGUCCACCAAAUCUUGUUUAAGAGGCCUUCAUCAGGGGGAAACCCCACAGCCUAUGGAAUUUUCUUCAAAGACUUGAAAGGAAAUGGUCACAUGGUGUUCUUGAAUGAAGGGCCCAAUAAUGAGAUUAUUCUCUCGGCUGGUGCAAUUGGAAGCCCACAACUAUUGAUGCUGAGUGGUAUUGGGCCAUUCGACCAUCUCAAAGCCCACGGAAUAGAUGUAAUACUUGACCAGCAAAUGGUUGGGCAGGGCAUGGCCGACAACCCGUUGAAUGGAAUCAUAAUUCCAUCCAUUCGCCCGACCGAGACCUCGUUUAGUGACGUGGUGGGCAUAACUCGUUCAGGAAAUUACAUUGAAACGCUAAGUGGAUUGCCUAUGGUCCCCAAAGCCAUAGAAAUCCUCAGACAAGCUGGUUUUGAGGACAUGUCGUUUCCAGACAUGAAGCUACAAGGUGGAAUUAUGUCGGAAAAAGUGAAUAAAAUUUUCUCUCAAGGGCACAUGGAGCUUAAGAAUAGGGAUCCCAAUGACAAUCCAAUGGUCACCUUUAACUACUUUCAAGACUCGAGGGACCUUCAGACUUGCGUGAGAGGCAUGGAAGUCAUUAAAAAAGUCUUCGAGUCGGAGUCCUUUGCUUCGUUGCGAAACCCCUCGACCUCGUUUGAAUCUCUCUUGGACUUGAUGUCUGCCAUUCCCUUUAACAUGAGGCAGAAAAACCGCCUCAAGUAUUGUGCUUCAUUGGAGGAUUUUUGUGUGGACAAUGUGCUUACCAUGUGGCAUUUCCAUGGCGGAUGUCGGGUCGAUAGUGUAGUGGAUCGUGAUUAUAAGGUGAUCGGCGUUGAUGCUUUGCGGGUUGACGGUUCCAUGUUUUCUAGCUCCCCAGGAACUAAUCCUCAGGCAACCGUCAUGAUGUUUGGAAGGUAAUCUUUUAAACAAUCAACUCAAUCAUCAACUGAAGUUUUUAGUUUUAGAUCCAUGAAAUGUUUUAAAACUACUCUAACACGCCUUCUUACGUGCUAGUAGUAUUUUU